Laccaria bicolor S238N-H82 is the source of this 711-nucleotide messenger RNA. RefSeq lists its product as uncharacterized. The transcript is spliced from 3 exons. Lineage: Eukaryota; Fungi; Basidiomycota; Agaricomycetes; Agaricales; Hydnangiaceae. The record is from RefSeq and is a predicted model, not a curated record. The coding region runs from base 1 to 711 and encodes 236 amino acids.
AUGUUGCUUCGAGACUCCUCAGGAUGGACUCUCCUCUUUUUGGUUCUCCUUUUUGCUGCUCCUUACCGUUACAAGCAAGAACAACCAGCAAUCGAAUCUUCUCCCCAAGAAAUCUACAUGCACAGACUAGUUCUCAUUGGUUUGGGAAUUUUUGGGACGUUAAUCUAUACCUUAGGCCCUGUCGUCUUCAUGCUUUUUCUGCCCUCUGGUGGACUCCGUGCCUUCGUCCUGUGCACCUUAACCUUUCUCUCCCCGUUUUGGGCGCUGGUUAUCGUUUGGAGCUGCCGCGUGCCAAUCCUAGACUCAAACCUCUCAGAGUCUUUCGUGAUAGGGCAACACGUUCUUGGUUGGACGUGGUCAGCAGCCCUGUGGAGUGUCGCAACAGUGGUUUUAGGAGAAUCACCCGACGGUAUAUGGCUCUUCGCCAUCGUCAUCAUGGGAGUGAUGGGUUUCCUUUUUGUAAUUGAUCCAUUUUAUCGGGCAGUCCUGCGCAAGUUUGGGCCACACGAAUUGCGUUUCACGGAGCCUCCUCGCAAAGUUACCCUCGAGUUGUUUCGGUUUUUACGACUGGCCAUUACUGCAACGCUCACCAGGCUGGUUCAAAGGAUACGUGAUUGGGUCGUAGCUCGAAUGGUUCGUGCAAGUACAGCUCCACGCUCCCAACUCAAAGGCACUCACACUCUGGCUGAUAAAUCUUUCUCUCCUGUGUAG